UUUUUUUUUUUCUGGAUAACAAAUAAAAAUACUUGUGAGUUGUUGUUUGGAGAUGUUCGUCUGCCAGGUUUGAAGACGCAAACAAGGCGAAACUGUCAAGUUCCUCUAAACAAAGGCAUCAUAGAUUACAACACAUGAUUGUUUAUGAUUAGUAUGAUGUUUUUGAACCUUUGCGCGUAUGCAGUUUUCUUUAAACUAGACCACGAGUCAUCUUGAGUGACUUUCACUGCAUUAAUGCUGCUGAACUGAAGCAGAAAAACACUCCUUACAGAAUGCUGGACUGAAGGUACGGAAGAUGGCAUCUGCGAUUUUUGAGGGUACAUCCCUGGUCAACAUGUUCGUGAAGGACUGCUGGGUUAACGGGAUUCGCAGACUCAUUAUAAGGGGAGAGGAAGAGGAGUUCUUUGAGAUAAGGACCGAAUGGUCGGACAGAAAUAUUCUCUACCUGCACAGAAGCUAUUCGGACUUGGGAAGACUUUUAAAAAGACUUGUAGAUUGUUUCCCGGAAGAGAGAAGAGAUUUAUCCAAGUCUCCUCUGAUAGAAGGACUUGUGAAAGUUAAAGAAGCGGGAGACAUUGAGACAAAGCUAAAUGAAGUGGAGAGACUGUUGAAGAAUGCCAUCAACAUGCCAUUGAAGUUUUCUAGGUCAGAGGUUGUCUUAACAUUCUUUGAACGUUCACCGCUAGAUCAAAUCCUGAAGAAUGAUAAUGUCCACAAGAUUCAGCCAUGCUUUCAGAGUCCAGUUAAGAUUUCAGAGAUCAUGAGGUCUAAUGGCUUUUGCCUGGCAAACACAGAGACCAUUGUGUUUGAUGAGAGCGUUCCACUGGACAAAGAGCGACCUUCCUCCACUGACUCAGCCCAGCACUCGUAUGAUGAAGAUGGAAGAGAAUCCCUGGAUCCGGUGGAUCAAGAUCUGAGUGAUGAUGACCCAGAGGCUUACGUCACUAACCUUUCCUACUACCACCUGGUUCCCUUUGAAACAGAUAUCCUGGAGUGAUGCGUACAAUUCUGCAUGGGAAUAAACUUACUGGGGCAUACUGCACCCCACGUCCCCUACAGCGAUGGGAAUGCUCUGCAGUUUAUAUGCUUCUGCUGCUCAGUAGUGUUUUUGAUGGCAGUAAGAGAAGGAUAUUUUUAAAAUGCAAGGAUUAACACUUACUUAGAAGCAACUCACUGCAUUCUGUGUUGAUCAGAUUUGCUGGUCUGAGCCCAUAAUAACACUCACCUAUGUGCCUCAUUCUUCAACUUAAUAUCAAGCUGCAGACAAGACACCAUACAUGGAACAAACAUAAGGAUUAGGACGAAUUCUGCUAUUUCUGGAGUACAGAUUUGAGGAGGGCUGGAACACUGGCUUUUUAUUUAAAGUCCGGGCUGCAUUGACUUUUUUAGAAGUUGUGAUUCAUUUGACCUGUUUUUCCAAGGCUUGAUUGCCAGAAAACCUGCCUGAAUAUUAUUCUCCAGAAAGAAUCUAUGCUGUGAGAAGCUUUCUGACAAUCCUGUGACUUUGGUUAUGUUCUCUUUGUAUAUGCAGAAGCAGAUCAGCAUAAGAAUAUAUAUAAAAAUGGAAGAUGCAAUCAUAAUGGAACUCAUUGGAACUUACAGACUGGAUUAAAAUAGCCAAAUGCUUAGUAUUUUCUUGACAAAAAAAAAUCAGCCUUGCUGUUAUGGAAGACUGGUUCUAUUGAUCUGGCUUCCGUAAUGAACUUUCACACACUCCUCCCAAAUUUGCCCUUUAGUUACAUAUUGUAUAAUAAAAGGUUAAUUUCAUGGUGGAGAGCAGGAAGAUUAUUUUUAGAGUAAACUUUUGUUUACUUUCUCCAGGGGAAUAAUUUUGGUUACUUUCAACCCCAGUAGUCUCAUGACAACUUGUAAUAAUUUGUAAAAGAUGGCGAAAUUGUAAGAUAUUCUGCGACUUGGCUUGUACAAAAUGGUACGACUUUUAUUCCCACAGAGACUAACCAAUCAACAAACAUAACUUUACAUUCACAAUACAGGCGUCACAUUUUAGCUAGCCUCAUAUCACAUCACAUUGUGGAGGAAGUAAAUAUCGAGACGUUUUGGCAUCUUGGUUUCAAAAAAUUAGCUUUUUGCAGUGAGGAGGACGUACUGAGUUCUGAAACUUACAGUAUUUUUUUAUACUACAAUUACCUCUUAUAUGCCAAAAAAGCAAUAUUUUAUUCUUCAUGUCAUGACCCUUUUAAGCAAGGAAAUAUCAGUGAUAAACUUAUUUACUCAUUCACAGUCAUGCAAUACAAAUUACUGAUGUAUGUCAAGACCUGUAAUAUUUGUCCUUUUGUUACAAACCCAGAUGUUUUCUUUCUUCAUGGUACACAGAAGUCAUUUUUCAGUUAUGUUUAGUGUUUGGGUAUGGGGUUAGACUUUUUAGUUAAGUCUAGAUUAAGGGAUUAAUUUAGGAAAAACUGUGCUAAAAUGUUUCAUUGGACCAUUAAAGUUUCUCUGAGGAAAAGUUGUACGUUUUUGUACGAGCCAAAUCAUAUGAUUUCUUACAAUUUCACACUCUCGUACUAUUAUUAUGAAUUGUAAUGAGACCAGGCUUCGACCUUUAAUGUUUCUUAUUCAAAUAUGUAAAGGUGCACUUGUGUUCUGAUUUGGAUGAAUUCUGAAUAAAAUCUUGUUAGCAGAAAGAGGCAGUUGUUCAAAAUAUUACACUUUUACAACAACGAGCAACUUUUCAUAAAAAAUGCAAACCAAAACCAUACAUUUUGUUCACAAACUACUGCUUUAUGAAUGCACAAAAGUUUACAUUUCAAGAAGUUUGCAAAAUUGGCCUUGGUAGCUCAGGAAGUAUUGACGCUGACUACCACCCCUGGAGUCGUGAGUUCGAAUCCAGGGUGUGCUGAGUGACUCCAGCCAGGUCUCCUAAGCAACCAAAUUUGCCCAGUUGCUAGGGAGGGUAGAGUCACAUGGGGUAACCUCCUCGUGGUCAUGAUUAGUGGUUCUCGCUCUCAAUGGGGUGGGUGGUAAUUGUGCGUGGAUCACAAACAGUAGCAUGAGUCUCCACAUGCUGUGAGUCUCUGCAGUGUCAUGCACAGUAAGCCACAUGAUAACAGGUGCGGAUUGACGGUCUCAGAAGCGUAGGCAACUGAGACUUGUCCUCCGCCACCCGGAUUGAGGUGAGUAACCGCGCCACUACGAGGACCUACUAAGUAGUGGGAAUUGGGCAUUCCAAAUUGGGAGAAAAUGGGAUAAAAGAAAAUAAAUAAAUAAAAAUAAAUUGCAAAAUUACGCAAAUGCUUUUUAGCCAUUUUGUUUUAGUGUAAUGCUGGAGAAAGUGUUAUUUUCUUAGAAUCCAAACUCCACUCCUCACUAUGCAACAGCAUGGCUGAUGUGCCUGAGGGAUCUCAGUCUUGAAUGAGACCCUGCUCAUCACUCCAAAAACAAGAAGCAAAUUUCGACCAUCUAUAUGACCAUUUUGUGGAGGCAAUCAAAACUUGUGUCUGUGUAAUCUUUUUAUGUGUGUGUUCACUUUUUGACUCAACAGUAUGUAGAAAAGUGUUUACAACAGAAAAUGCCUACAUCAGCAUAACAUUUUAAAAUGAUAAACAGUCAAUGACUAAACAUGUAUCCGAUCUGUUUCCUUUAAUCUUAAUAUCUAACAAGUGUGGUAUGAUAAAUAACACUGUAGCAAAUCUGAAAAGUGAAAAUUCUGUCAUUUAAUCACCCUCAUAUUGUUCCAAACUCAUAUGACUUUCUUUCUUCUGUGGAACAUGAGAGAUGUUUGGCAGAAUGUUAGCCUUAGUCACCAUUCACUUUUGUUGUAUGGAAAAAAUAUGAAAUGAAAGCAAAUGGUGACUGAGGUUCACAUUGUUCUUAACAUAUCCUUUGUGUUCCACAUAAGAGAGAAAGUCAUACAAGUUUGGAAUGACAUGAGGGUGAGAUUUUUUUAGUGAACUAUUCUUUUAAAUCCUCUCCACCAAUAGCUGGUGUGUGGUGGGCGUUCUGGCGCACUAUGGCUGCCGUCGCAUCAUCCAGGUGGAUGCUGCACACUGGUGGUGGUUGAGGAGAUUCCCCCUAUACUAUGUAAAGCGCUUUGAGUUUGAGAAAAGCGCUAUAUAAAUGUAACUUGUUGUUGUUGUUGUUGUUAAAUCCCUCUCUGAAAUUUUUUUUUGAGAAUUUUAUUCAGUGCAUACUAAAUACUUGCUUAUGGUCUUUUAGCGAAGAACUGUGUAUACAAAGGACAUGCACACACUUGGCACAAGGCUCUUAGUCCACACAAACACACACAUGCACAAACACACCCCUAUUUGUAAUUCAGCCAUGAUCUCCCUGCUACCCGUGAGAAAGUUUUGCUCUUUUUUUCAAUUCACAGAUUUCUGUUUUUCUAACCCUUCCCUCUCUUUCUCUGAAAUACAAAGCAUAAAAACAUCAAUAGCAUUAAGGAUGCAUUUUAUACUACGGAAGAAUUGGUAAUGGUAUUUGAGAUUGUAUUUAUAGACUUUUGCAAAUGAACCAAUUUAAUUUGAAUUUGUCUCACUAUGAUCAAAGCCUCAGACAUUGACUGGUCAGCCAUAAAACAUUCCUUUGUGACUUUGUGACAUCCAAUACAUUCUCCUGCCUCUCAUGCAAAAUACCAGAAGAUGCUCUUAGACUGCACAGUGCACACUACAGUAUAAACGAGUUUUCUCAUAAGUGUUGAACUGUAAACAAAUUAGAUUACGAGAGCAUUGCCUUCAUCUUGCACUCAUGCAAGUCUCAUUUAACAUAGGACAUAGGGCAAAGGAAUGGAGUGUGUAUGCCUGAUUAAAGUACAUUAUUUGCAGCAAGACAUGACCGCAUAGCGCAUUGUAUGUCAGAAACAAAAGAUUUUAUAGAAGUUAUUUCUGGUCACUGAAUUUUUAUUUCAUGUAAUGAUAAUUUCUAUAAGCAUUAAAUGGAAAGGUUAUUUUUUACUGUGUCUCUCAUAUUUUAUAUGAAGCACAAGUUCUUAGUUUAAAUAUCAUGGUUAAUUUUUGACUGGGUGGGUUUCAAAGAGGGUACAUCACAUUAUGUGUUGCUAAAUUUUUCAUAUAGUUGAAAUGAAAUGCAUAUUUGUGAAUAAUUUAUAAAUGAC
Messenger RNA from Xyrauchen texanus (razorback sucker), 5071 nucleotides. RefSeq names its product PX domain-containing protein 1-like. NCBI's taxonomy places the organism in Eukaryota, Metazoa, Chordata, Actinopteri, Cypriniformes, Catostomidae. The record is from RefSeq and is a predicted model, not a curated record. The transcript has 5 exons. Gene Ontology annotation, molecular function: phosphatidylinositol binding. Bases 296 to 997 code for a protein of 233 amino acids.